GACGGGAAAUGGGAGGUCCUGUUCUAGAAGCACUGGUCCAGACCAAGCAAAUGGCUGCUGAACGGAAUUCAACGUGUUGCGACGUUUGUUGGGUUUUAGUAUAAAAAUGCGACAUUUUUCUCGCUAAGUAUACACAGGAAGUACAUUUGACGCAUUUUAGUCGUCGUCAUGGUGUCUUCGAGGGUACUCCAGCUGUUAGCCUGCCUUGUUUCUCUUCUAUCCGCUGGCGCUGAAGAUGACAGCCAUUUGGUGAUAGCUCCACAGUCUCCAGUGCUUGAGAUUGGGACUAACUUCACAGCUACAUGCAUGAUCAUCAACACAGCUGAAAUCACAGCAGAUGAUCUCUACUGGAAUCUGUCAAAGACUACUGUAUCCAAAGAACAGUACAUCAAGAUCAACAAGACAGCUCUUAAUGUCACUAUUCCCAUCACAAGUGAAAAACCUGAAUGGUUAUUUUGCCUCUGCAAGAGAGUGUCACCUAAGGUUGUCCUGAACAAUGGCAGAUUUAUUCACGGGAUUUUGCUGGUGAAAGGCUAUCGUCCAGAGAAGCCUGAGAAUCUGUCCUGUGUCGCAGUUCAGAACGGUACAUACAUCUCUCCAUCCAUCAGGUGUGAGUGGGAAGUAGUAGGACGUCAAACAACAGAAGUCCCUACAACAUACACACUGAUUGUCAGACAAGUCCUCUCUGGUGAAACCCAUUAUACAUCAACACCUGCAAAGACUGCCCAAGUGCCUCUGAAUGUUUUCCCCAGUUUUAUGCUACUGGACAUCUGGGUAGAGGCACAUAAUAAACUUGGAACAAUAGAGUCUGAGCACCUGAAAAAGGAUGCUAACUACUUUGUGAAAACAAACCCUCCAUCUGAUGUCACAGUAAUUUCAGAGAAGAGUUUUCCCACCUCCCUCCUCAUAAACUGGGCUCAUCCUAUUGCCAGUGAAUAUUUGAGACUGAUGUAUCAAAUCAGAUUCUGCCGACUUGGAUCACACAUAUGGAAUUACGUACCACUUGAAGACACUUCCGAGUAUAUUCAGUCCUUCAGACUUCAGAACCUUCGACCAGACACAGUUUAUGUCACUCAAGUACGCUGCAAAAAUUCUCAAAAGAACCACGGUUUCUGGAGCAACUGGAGUAACAAUGCUACCGAGAGAACACAAGAGGACCGACCAAGAAGUAAACCAGAUUUAUGGAAAAUCGUUACUGAAGAUGGGAUAAAGUUUAUUUGUAAGGAUCCUGAGCUUUCCAAUGGGAGGAUAACAAGAUUUGAUAUAAUGAUUCAAAACCCAAAGGAUAAAAUCAAGAAUGGAAGUUCGGAAUGGGAACGUAUAAUGGUCAACAGAUCCGAGGCAGACAGCAGCUCCAGUCACAGGAAGAUUACGCUGCUUAAAAAGAUUCCCUUGGCAGACAAGACGUCUGUUAAAGUGUACGUCACCGCCAUUAAUUCUGUGGGGAAAUCUGAUGAGGCGUUGUUGGUCAUCCCUGCAAAUGCAAAUGAGUUUGCACCAGUGGAAGAGCUGAUGGUCUGGCCUCAUGAGGGUCAGCUGUUGCUGGAAUGGAAACCCCCCACCAGUACAGCUGUGUCAGAAUAUGUGGUGGAGUGGGUCAGUGGUGGUCAGAUAGACUGGCAGAGGGAAAGGGGAAGCACCAGACACACCGUCAUUAAAGGGAACCUUGAGCGGUUUGUUUGCUACAACGUGUCUGUGUAUCCCAUAUACUCUGGACGGAUCGGGAAUCCAGCACAUGCAGAAGUCUUUCUGGAAGAAGGAGCUCCAGUACGAGGCCCUACUGUCAAGCUGAAUGGUAACCCAGGGCGUAAUGAGGCUAAGCUGACAUGGGAAGAGAUUCCCCAGCACAGCCGACGAGGCUUCAUCACAAACUACACAAUAUUUUACACAAGUGGUGCUGAAAUACAUGCAAUAACCGUGCCGGCUAACACCACCUCAUACACUCUGACAUCACUGUCAGCCAACACCAAGUAUGACACUUGGAUCAAGGCUUCAACCAUCCGAGGCUCAGCCAACGGCUUUAACCACUCUUUCACCACACUGAAAUAUGCACCAGGAGAGAUCGAGGGCAUUGUGGUAGGAGUGAGCCUUGGCUUUCUGUUUGUUGUUCUCAUGACGAUGCUGAUCUGUUUCUACAAAAAAGAUCUGAUCAAGAAGAACUUUUGGCCCCAGAUUCCAAACCCUGGAGAAAGCACUAUUGGAAACUGGUCUCCUGAUUAUCCUUUGAAAGCAGAAACACCAAAGGAAAACUGUCUAUCUGGCAUAAGUGUACUUGAUAUGGAUAUUUGUGAUGGAAAGUGUGUAAUUGAGGAGGACAAGGCCAGUCUACCCCUGAAGAAGGACAAGUAUCUGUCUGAGGAGCACAGCAGUGGUAUUGGUGGUUCCUCCUGCAUGUCCUCACCUCGCCAGAGUGUCUCUGACAGUGAUGAGGGCGGUGACAUGGCUGACACUACAUCCAGCACCAUUCAGUACUCCUCUGUGGUGGCCUCCAGUGGCUACAAGGGUCAGACCCCCAACUCUCAUCCCCAGCAGUCCAUUUUUUCAAGGUCUGAGUCCACACAGCCGCUGUUGGACUCUGAGGAAAAUGCCGACAUGGUGGUGCAGGAUGGCAGCAGACAAUUCCAGCAUUUCUCCAGACAGCCCUGCUGUACACACAAUGCAGGGAACAAAGACACCACUAACUGCGAUGACUUCAGCCAGCUGGCAAUGGAGCAGCAGGAGAUCCCGCAGUCUCUGGACUUCUGUCCUCUAGAAGAAGACAAUGAGCAGAUAACACCUACAGACGAACUGUCAGCUGACUGGCUGCCAACAGUACCAGUCUCCAGCUAUAUGCCUCAGCUGGGUGGCUACAGGCCACAGUAAGAACACAGACAGACAUGACUCAUGCAUUACCUACAUUGGCAUGUAAAAGUUUGGGCACGCAUGAUCAAAAUUCUUGUCACUGUAAAUAGCUAAGUGAGUAAAAGUGGACUUGAUUUCCAUAAGAACUGACGUGUAAGAUGACAUAUAUCUUUAAUAUUUUAAAGCAAGUUUGUCUCGUAAAGCUUCAAAAUAAGAUAAAACAAGAAAGCCUGAAGUGAAACACUGUAACACCCUCUCUGUAAAGUGUCAGAACUUUAUACCUUUUAGAAAUUAGUUUGUCUUCUACUCACUUAAAUUUUCACAGGAACAGAUAUUUUAAACAAACUUUUGCAUGCCACUCUUUGGAAACGGUUUGGUACAUUUGUUAAUGUCAUGCUUUCAUUUCAAACCUUUUAGGCUAUGAUGAAAACUGUUGCAAUGUAUCUUUUGCACAUAACCAAGUAUACAUAGUCUAGGAUGAUUUACUCUGUAAAGUUAGUGUGAAUUAGAGCUUUUAAUAGUUGUUUGCUAGCUGUGCACUCGUGUGGAAACAUUUCACAGCCAUAUCUUCAUUUUACAGUGAUGCCCAAAACAUAUUUGACAUGUGGCAAGUUUUAUUUUUACUUUCAAAUACAAUCGGUAGAAGUUUUAAAAAUGGCAUGAGUAUGAGCCACAGUUGGAGUGAAUAUGGCUACAGCAGACAGGAUGAUGUCUUCAAUUUGUGCUUCUUUUUCAGUUUGACAGGUAUCUUGCUGUAGUGCCCUCUUGUGGAGGGCUGCCAACUCUGCAGGAAAGUUACAAUUUGUAACUUGGGCAUUGUCAUAUAAUGUAAAAAAGUAUAUUUUCAGUGUAACUAUAUAUACUGCACAUGAAUGUAAUCAAUUAACGCAAGGUCAUACUGACAUGUUUUUCUCAUGACAUGCCAGUGCAUGUUCACUAAAGUUUACUUAGCUGCCUUUAAAAAUGAGAAAAUAGGGGGGAAAAUGUCAUGUUCCUACUGUAUGUAAGAUCACCUGGCAAGAUCACUGCUAUAUUUUUGGAUAUGAAGUCAGUAAUUUAUGGAAGCCAACAAAAGGCUCACAGUCAACUGAAAACCUUGGUUGCUUUUCAGCAUCUCUACAAUGUUAGCUGUAAAUGUUACAUUUGGAUCAGUCUGUGUAAGAGCAAGCAUUACAUCUUCAUUUCUUCUCAUCUUACAGUGUUCCAAUACAGCGUUGAAUAUACAGUACAGAAUAUACAAUCUCAAACAGCUGUGCUUUUCCUUUUAAUAAACCUUUGAUCACAGUCAUUGAUGAGGACAUGGUGAUAAUAUGUUGCUGGAUUCUUGACAGUAAACGGGAGUCCAGAUCACCUGAAAAUGUGAUUAUUCACUCUCAUCUCAACAGCAAAUAAUGACUUGCUGUGUUCUUCUGGACAAAGGCAUUAACUUGCCUGCAGAGGAUUUGAGAAGCAAACAUGCGAUAAAGUGUCAUGUUCCACAAAUUUUAUGUAAUUCGGUUAACUUUUGUUUAAAUAUUGCCAGUUUACAGCAUAUAUCCUCUUAAGACACUUAACAUGUAUUAUAGAGAGAAACCUAACAAGUCCAAAGAUUGUCACCGUGGUGACAUGAAAGAAAAAGAAAAUUGCUGACUGAAUGAAAUGCUGACUUUUUCAAAACACUAUUUUCAGUGUGGCCAGCAAAGGUCAAAGGUUUCUGAUAUCAGAGUGUUGUACAUGACUAACAUAAAAUGUAAAAUACAUGUUUGAACUACUGUAAUGUCACUUGACAA
Molecule: messenger RNA, 4610 nt
Organism: Amphiprion ocellaris (clown anemonefish)
Lineage: Eukaryota; Metazoa; Chordata; Actinopteri; Pomacentridae
Gene: il6st
Product: interleukin 6 cytokine family signal transduce
Exons: 16
Coding region: 169-2862 (897 amino acids)
Biological process (GO): cytokine-mediated signaling pathway
Cellular component (GO): membrane; external side of plasma membrane; signaling receptor complex
Molecular function (GO): cytokine binding; cytokine receptor activity
Source: RefSeq, a predicted model, not a curated record